UUACACCCUAACAGCGUUAAACCUCGCCAGCUAUGAGGAGUGUCUCUCAGUGAAGGCGAUAUCGUUUACGCAGCGUAUCCGCCAAUGUGACCUCCCAUCCACCAACACGCAGGACCCCCAGCUCCGUAUUUUCCGUCGGCUCACACGGUGGGAUAAAGCGGUCCCGCACUUUCCCAGCAAGUUUGCUCUUCCCCUUUAAGGAGUGCAGCCCUAGUGGAUUCCCUAGAAACUCCGCAGCGCAGCGAGAAGAAUGAAGCAGCCGGGUUAGGCGAGUCUAAACCGGGAUCAUGGCGGCUCCGCUCGGCCGGGACACACUACCUGAGCACUGGUCGUACGGCGUGUGCAGAGAUGGCAGGGUGUUUUUCAUCAACGACAAAACUCGCAGCACUACUUGGCUCCAUCCCCGCACGGGCGAACCUGUCAACUCGGGACACAUGAUACGGUCAGAUUUACCGCGGGGAUGGGAGGAGGGGUUCACCGACGAAGGAGCCAGCUACUUCAUAAACCACAACCAGAGGAGCACAGCGUUCAGGCAUCCGGUGACAGGACAGAUAUCUCCUGAAAACACAGACUUCAUCUUGCAGGAACAAACCAAUUCCCGCAUGUCCAAGCCGCCACCAGAGCCAGGGCCUCCCAGCAUGGUCAGCGAGUCCUCAACAGCCGUCACCUCAACCACUGUGGACACCACCUCAGGACUGAAGAGCGUGAAACCCAGUGGGAAAGUGCACAGCUUUGGGAAGAGAGAUCACGCCAUCAAGAGGAACCCCAACGUCCCUGUCGUAGUGAGAGGAUGGCUCUACAAACAGGACAGCUCGGGGAUGAGGCUGUGGAAGCGCAAGUGGUUUGUGUUGUCGGAUUACUGCCUCUUUUAUUACAAAGACAGUCGAGAGGAGACAGUUUUGGGCAGCAUUCCUCUGCCCAGCUACGUCAUCGCGCCAGUGGAGCCUGAAGACCACAUCAGUCGCAAGUACGCCUUCAAGGCCAGCCACACGGGCAUGCGCUCGUACAUUUACAGUAAGAACUCUGUGAUUGGCUCGCAGGCUGAGCACGGAGGCAUGAGGACCUACUUCUUCAGCGCAGAUACGCAGGAGGACAUGAAUGGCUGGAUCCGUGCCAUGAACCAGGCUGCACUCAUGCAGAGCCACAGCCUGAAGAGAGAAGCUCCGAAAGCUGAGCAACAGGCGGUUCCCCAAACAAAUCACUUCGGCGGCAGCAGCAAAAGCUCCUCCCAGGCUGAGGGCCUCCAUCAGGCAGUGUGGGUUGAGGUGGCAGACGGUGAGGCGGUCAGGCAGGAGAGGGAGGUGGAGGUACGUCAUGGUUACAGUAAAGAUGGCUCAGAGGCCCAAGUCAAAGCCUCCUUCCCAGAUGCGGAAGUGGACGGCCUUUCUCCGGAUUCCGGAGCCCCGUCUCGAGCCUCGUCCGCCCUGCCCACACAGAGGAACGGCCUGCAUCCCGACCAGAACGGCAAUGUGGUGUAUAAGAGGGGCCUGGUGCCCCGCACAGACACUGAGAAACAGGUGCAGAGGAAGACAGCGCUGGCUCAGGUGGAGCACUGGGUCAAAGCCCAGAAAGGAGAUCCUAAAAGCCACCCUUCCUCAGAGUACACUCUCCCCAGGCGGACGCCUCCUCUGCAGCCUAAGCUGGGUGUGAUAGAGGCCUACCAGUCAUUGCCAAAGACAGCCCGGCGUCCAUCAGGCGGCUCACCCCCGGUGACCCGCAACCUGCCCAGCGACUACAAAUAUGCCCACGACCGCCUGAGCCACUUCCGCAUGUCCACGGACGAGCGGAUGGCCACCAAGGAGGGCAUGGUGUGGCAGCUGUAUGAGUGGCAGCAGAGGCAGCAGUUCCGCCAUGGUAGUCCCACAGCACCCGUCUUCACCGGGCCAGAUUACUUGGACACAGCGGCUGCCUUCAGGGUCACCCUGGAGGUCCCCCGCUCUAUAUCUGUGCCCCCGUCCCCCUGCGACAUUCCCCCACCAGGACACCCUUCCAAGCUACUCUCACCCCGCCGUCCACACACCCCGGCCGACCGGGUGACUGUUCGCCCACUGGACGAGAUUUCGUCUGUGGUGGACGCACCUGGCCCUGGCUCUCCGAGACGGGUCGUUUCAAAGACCGCCCAGAUCGAGAGGAGAUCUAUGCCGACCAUGGGCUACAUCACACACACAGUCAGCGCACCAAGCUUACACGGAAAAACGCCGGAGGAGCUGACGCUGCUUCUCAUCCAGCUCAGGAGACACCAGGCCAAGAUGGCGAGCGUGCGCAGUGAUGCGUUCGCUCACCUGCAGAACCAGCACAACGGCCUCUCAGGCCCCAGCCUGCAGGCAGAUGACACCUACCUGCAACUGAAGAAGGAUUUGGAGUAUCUAGACCUGAAGGUGACUGGACGCGACGUUCUGAAAGACAGACCUCCGCGGCCGGUCAAAAUAGCCGAAAGCGACGUUGACGUGAAACUGAGUAGAUUAUGUGAACAAGACAAAAUCCUUCAGGAGCUGGAGGCCAGGAUACGCAUGCUCAAAGAAGACAAGGACAAGCUGGAGUCAGUUCUUGACGUGUCGCAUCAGCAGAUGGAGCAGUACCGCGAUCAGCCGUCUCACGCGGAGAAGAUCGCCUACCAGCAGAGGCUCCUGCAGGAGGACGUGGUUCACAUCCGUGCCGACAUUUCACAAGUGUCCACAGAGAUGGAGAAUGCCUGGAGUGAGUACAGCAGGCUGGAGGCGGAUGUGGAGCGGCUGCGGUCAGCUCUCCAGGAACAGAUGAAUCGCAGUAGCUUCUCACAGCAGGACAAAGCUCAACUGAGGAAGGAGCUGUGGCGGAUCGAGGACGUGAUGGCUGGUCUGAGCUCCAGCAAAGCCAACUACAAAGUGACCAUCGAUUCUGUGCGGAACCCAGGUGAGAACGGGGCCGUCCCCGCCAUCACCCCCAUGCAGUGGACUCACCACAGAGAGAGGAAACUCGUGCCUUCGGCAUUGUCUCCAUCAGUGCCUUCUCUCUCAGUGGGGGAGCUGAAAGGGGCUCAGGCCAGCCCUCACCUCAGCCCAGCGCAGUCCAGCUCACAACCUUUCCAUCUCUCGCAAGUGCUCCACAAGCCAAAAUGGGCUGAAGAAGAUGCCCCUCCCAGACCUCCUCUACCCCACCUUUACAGUCCAGACGAGCACCCCCCCGCAGUGCCGCCCCUGCCCAAAGAGGCCUCCGUCAUCCGCCACACGUCCGUCCGUGGCCUCAAGCGCCAGUCUGAUGAACGCAAGCGGGACCGAGAGACUGGCCACUUCACCAACGGGGACAACAAGGUGGAAUUGCGGACGUUUCUCAGUGAGCCUGAGCUCUUGGGAGUCGGAGGGCAAACGGGUGGUUCGGGCCAUGAUGGGGGCUACCAGACCUUACCAAGCAGAGGUCUGUCAGGCUCUUCUUCCAGGCUCAAUCAGUCUAUGAGCAUCUCAUCAUAUGUCACCCUCAGAAGAGGAGCCACCAUGUCCAGCUUAAAGGAGAGACCAAAGAGUGCCUUGGAGAGGCUGUACUCGGGCGAGCCCGUCCAUCAGCGGGGCCGCAUGAGCGCUGAGGAGCAGCUGGAGAGGAUGAAGCGCCAUCAGAAGGCUCUGGUGCGCGAGCGCAAGCGGACCCUCAGCCAGGGCGAACGGCAGACCUCUUCGUCCCGCCCCGCCUCCUCUUCCUCACGCCCCAUCUCUGCCGACCUGGGAUCAUGGAGGCGCGAGCAGGAGUUUGAUUUGCAGCUGCUGGAACGGGCCGUGCAGGGAGAGGAGAGGCCACCCGAGCACAAAGAGAGACAGCGCUCACACUCGGACGAGUGGCUCACCUUACACUCCACCCCUCUCAGAGAACUCGACCUGGAGCCCCUUGACUACCAGCUGGACCUCAGCAAAGAGCUGUCUAAGCCCCAGAAGGUGGCCAUCCCCGAACGCUAUGUGGACUUUGAACCAGAGGAGCCGCUCAGUCCUCAGGAGAUGGAAGCACGCACCCGCAAAGUAGAGCGCAUUAAGAACAUCCUGGCCAAGUCUAGUGUGCAGAACAUGCCUCCAGCUGUAGCAGUGGAUAAGCCGGUGCUUUCAGACCUGGACUCGGCUCUUCAGGAGCAGGAGAGGAUCAUCACUAUGUCAUAUGCGCUGGCCUCCGAGGCCUCUGUGAAGAGCAAGCAGGUGGCAGCUUCUCCACAGGUUAACAGUCCCACAAUGCUCCCUCCACCUCCGCCACCUCCUCCUCCUCCUCCUUCCACUGCUGCUCCAGCUGUCUCCUCCUCUCAACCACCUCCCCCUCCCGCUAAGCAAUGGAUUUCACUACACCUUUGUCUAAUCAAAGCAAACAAAACCAAAGCUGUGUCCGGUCAUUGAGGUGCUAUCACACGACGAUAACUCGCGCCCUGCGUUCUUAGCGGCAGAUGAACUUGAGUUCAGCUUCUCCAUCCUCAUCCAUUCUCUGCAUUCUAAACAAGACAUCAGCGCACUUUUGGACUGGCACUCGUAUUGGUGGACAAAGCGGACUUCACUUCAGAAAUGCGGCGGUUUUGUAGGGCUACACUGAAGCAAGUAUUUUGUAGAGGUCACAGGCCUCUUGCUGUGGAAACUGCUGUGCACAUACUAAAAUCCCAAUAUGUCUAACAGACCUAAAUGAGUGAUAGAAAACUUGUUUUAUACAUAUUAUUGCACUUUUAACAAGCACUGUAUCAUAGAGCAAAUACGAGAAAAAAAAACUCAUUUUAAAUGUGGAGGCUCUUGAGGUGAGGAUGAGUUUGAAGAGGAACUGUAGCUGAAUAUAGAGAGGUUGAAGUAUUAAACAUACCGAAGGUGAUAGAUGCAGCUGGUACGGACGUAACUGUCACAUGUUGAUUGUAUUUUUUGUUGAUGGAGAUGCUAUUCUUACACCAAAUCACAUGAAAUAUUAUUUUUGUGUAUCUAGCACUGCCAGUUUCCAGUUAGCUUGCCAAACGGGCUCUAUUUUU
This is a messenger RNA of Colossoma macropomum (tambaqui), 4954 nucleotides long. RefSeq names its product pleckstrin homology domain containing, family A member 7b (gene plekha7b). The coding region runs from base 288 to 4346 and encodes 1352 amino acids. NCBI's taxonomy places the organism in Eukaryota, Metazoa, Chordata, Actinopteri, Characiformes, Serrasalmidae. Gene Ontology annotation, molecular function: protein binding. The transcript is spliced from 29 exons. The record is from RefSeq and is a predicted model, not a curated record.